Molecule: messenger RNA, 3079 nt
Organism: Nerophis lumbriciformis (worm pipefish)
Lineage: Eukaryota; Metazoa; Chordata; Actinopteri; Syngnathiformes; Syngnathidae
Product: LIM/homeobox protein Lhx8
Biological process (GO): neuron differentiation; forebrain neuron development; regulation of transcription by RNA polymerase II
Cellular component (GO): nucleus
Molecular function (GO): RNA polymerase II transcription regulatory region sequence-specific DNA binding; DNA-binding transcription factor activity, RNA polymerase II-specific
Source: RefSeq, a predicted model, not a curated record
CCCAAAGAUAGGUGUGCCAAGCUUGUGCCAUCGUAUUCAAAAAGAUUUGAGGCUGUAAUUUUUGCCAACGGAAUAUUAAGCAAAAGGUUUGAAUAUUUGUACAUGUAAUUUAGUUUUGUAUUUUUAAUACAUUUGCAAAAAAUCUUUCUGUUUUUUCCUGUCAAGAUGGGGAUCUGAGUGUAGAUUAAUGAUAAAUAAAAUUAGCUUUUUUGAUUUUAGCAAAUUGCUGCAAUGAAAUAAAGAAUGACAAAUUUAAAGGAGUCUGAAUACUUUCCGUUUUCACUGUAUAUUUCAUCUUUGAUAUUGAGGCUUAUAACGUCCAUUUUGAUUUGGGACCAAAUAUGAUUGCUGCUUAUAUACAGACAAUUAUUCAUCUUUUUUCUGUAAUAGUGGAAAAACCUUUCAAAACAUUCUCAACCCAAUUUACUCACCCCUCUCCUGUUCCUUUUGCUCGCCCCCAUGCUCUGCCUCCUCGCCCACUUUUUGCUCCUCUGGUGUUUCCUCAGUCUGUUCUUUCUCGUCCGCUGUGGGCAGGCUGCUGUCUGAGACUUCUACAAUUGUGGGGGUCAUGGCACUGUUUUCUACAUCCGACCCCUUGACCUCAGCAGACUCCUCCUCAAUGACUUCUGGAUUCCCCUGGUGUUCUUCAACUGGAGGAGAUCUAGCGUGGCUUGCCCUCACUUGUAGCAAGGUGACGCCCGCUCUACGGCGGUGAAGCCAAAGUGUCCGUGCCUGCCGCCCAAUCUGGGACCCUUCCUGUGCUUGAACUCGCAGCAUGAGCUGAGACGCUCAACCUGCAGCCCAUUCAGGAAGAAGGUCAGGCUGAAGGGGAAACCUGGAUGACGCCUUGACACGAACUGGAACAUCUCUAAAAGGACAACAACGGAAAAAGGUCGUCCAGGUCAUGGGAAAGAUGCACGGAUUUCCCAAAAUACACCAUGGUGACGCACACUUUGCUCUGAUGCACUGUCGUCCUUAGGAGAGGCUGCUCCUGCAUAGCUCACUGACGUCGGCUCCGCUGGAGGCGGUGACGGGCCGCAGGCGUCGUCGCCUGAGUGUGCUUCUGGGAGCACCGUCAGGCCCCCUUUCUUUCCUCUUAGUGGCCGGAGGGAGGGGCAUAACAAAGUUGUUGACGACCGGGAGGCAGUAAGGCACACAGGCUGGAAGACGACGAAGCCGACUAGAAGGCAGUCGACGCGGCGGAAGAGUUGUUGUUGUUGGAGCGAAGAAUUCUCAUGCGAUCUAGGACGGUGCAGCUUCUACUUCUCCUGGAGUAAAACUGAUGACACCAAGCGGUUGCCAUGGGAGAUCACGUGACUAUGCUGCCAAAGUUGACCAGAGAGUGGAGCCAUAUUUCUGCCACACACAAGAUGCACUGAAUGUUUGGACUUAAACUCACCCCCGAGAUGAACAGCAGUGUGCAGUGUGGAUCGAGGCGUGAGCCAUGCGCUGGAAGAGCGAGGUCAAAGUUCAAUGCUGCGUGGUGGACGGAGGCCCCGGCAAUGAGGGUCCACAGGCGGAGGUGGCGGAUGAAGACGCGUCCACCCUGCAGACCAUGUCCGCCGCGCCUCUUCUGAGCAGAAGUGUGUGUGUGAGCUGCAACCAGGAAAUAGUAGAUAAAUAUUUAUUAAAGGUGAGCGACCUGUGCUGGCAUGUGCGCUGCCUGUGCUGCAGCGUGUGCCAGGCGGCGCUUGGCAGCCACGCCAGCUGCUACAUCAAGGACAAGGAGGUCUUCUGUAAGAUGGACUACUUCAGAAGGUUUGGCACGUGGUGCGCGUGCUGCGGCCGCCACAUCCACUCCACAGAUUGGGUGCGCCGCGCCAAAGGGAGCGUCUACCACCUGGCCUGCUUCGCCUGCUUCUCCUGCAAGAGGCAGCUGUCCACUGGGGAGGAGUUCGCCCUGGUGGAGGACAAGGUGCUGUGCAGGGUCCACUACGACUGCAUGCUGGACAACCUCAAGAGGGCCGCAGACAAAGGCAGCAGUGUGAACAUGGAGGGGGCCGUGCCCACUGAACAGGAAAUUAACCAGCCCAAACCCUCCAAGAGAGCGCGGACCAGCUUCACUGCCGACCAGCUGCAGGUCAUGCAGGCUCAGUUUGCGCAGGACAACAACCCGGACGCACAAACGCUGCAGAAACUGGCCGAGCAGACGGGCCUCAGUCGGAGGGUCAUACAGGUGUGGUUCCAGAACUGCCGAGCGCGCCACAAAAAGCACGUGAGCCCCAACCACACGUCCAGCGCCCCGAUGACCUCGCUACAGCCGGGCCGCCUGCAGGCGCAGCCCACGCCCACCCCCGAGGAGCUGCAGUACGCGGCCUACGCGGGCCCGGAAGGUUCCAUGCUGUCCGCGCUGCACUCCUUCAUAGACAUCCAUUCCGCUUCAUCUAUGUUUCAACCACUGAUGCCAGCCCAGUACGCCAUGACCCCGCUGCCCGUGUCUCACGCCUGAGACAACACACACACAAAAUUGUAAUGGUAUUGUUGACCUUUUUUUUUUUUGAAGGUACAGUACUGUACACGAGGGCAGGGAGACUUCACUCCACCUUACUGGACGCUUUAUUAGUUACACCUGCACAAUCCCCAUUCUCACUUUUGACAGGUUUUAUUCAAAAAUGUCCAUUUAUUGUAGUUUGCAGUAUUGCACAAUUGCGAUGAGAGCGGUUUGCAAUAUUUCGCCUAAUAUACCGCAGCUCUCGUCACAACAACAGUAUUCAUAGCCAGUGUGGCUGGCAUGGCUCAGAUGGUAGAGUGCCCAUGCCAGCAACUUGAGGGUUCCAGGUUCCAUCCUGGCCAAGACACUUUACCCACACUGGCUUAAAUGUAGAUAAUGGGUUUCACAAUUUGAGUCUCUAGAGAAAAAGUGCUAUAUAAUUAUAAUUUACUUCACUUAUUCCACAGCAUUAAAAAGUAUGCACUACACAGUAUUUGGUGAAGCCUCCCUGCUCGCUGACUAUUUCAUCCAAACAUUCUUAUGGAUCGUUUCAACAAAGUGAAUAUUUGCCGUUUUUAAUUUAUUGUGUGUAUGUGGAGUCUUUGUUACAAAAUACAUUUCACAAAUAAAACAUGACUUUUGAGACAC